CUUUCGGCCCGUCUCUUUCACGCUUGGAAAAGAAAAGGAAAAAUGCGAGGCGGUGAACAGUCUUUGCCCGCGUGUUUUUCAUGCGUUUUUGGGUGGGCAUGGCAAUCAAUCAGUGGGUCUCCGUUUCCUGGAGUCAAAGCUCCCCUGCCCAGAGUUCAGACUCUUUCCCCUCUUUGCCAUGGACCGAAUAAACAUGUGGAUUCCACGCGGGAAGACACUCCCUGCUGUUGACCGCCUCCCCCUCCCCCCUCCCGCUCCCGCCAUUCGGGGAAGGAAGGAGCAUGGCGGAGCAGACGACGGAGCGGAGGAAGGAAUGGAAUGGAUCGGGAAGCAAAAGAGGAGGUCAGGUUCUCGGUCGCUUGCCGGACCGGGACCGGGGAUUCUUUCAGCUGCUUGGGGGCGGCGAGCAGAGCAGGGUCUCCUUCUCGAUCCGUCAACUGGCUUGGAAGUUGGAUCAGAUGAUAUACUCGAGGUGGAACUGGAAAUGGGUGCGGGUAGAAUUGCCCGGAAGGAACUUCGUUGAGGGAGCUGACAACUUCAACCUGUUUCCUUGGAGCUGGAAUCGGUUAAUAUGUCUUGUUCAGACUCCUGAUUUGGUGUAAUUGUUAUCAAGAACUUUGGUCUAAAUUGAUGGCAGCGGCGGUGAUGUUGACGUCGGGUUUGUUUUGGUUAGUGGUUCUCCUAUUUUCAUAAAUAUUGUACUUUUGAUGGUCUAUACUAAUGGUUUGGCAAUGAAAAUCAUGGUCCAAUAUUCGGGCUGCAACGAGUUCAACUAAUUUAUGUUGCCACUUGUUAGGAUGGUUGACUCAUGUGGCUCUUAGAAAUCUUUGAUGACAUACAAGUAUGAUAUUUGGACUUCUACAACCUUUUCAAUGGAUGCUCAGAGGAAUUUUAAGAUGCAAAGGGCAAAGUUGGAGACCGCGACUUUGGAGACCAGAAAAAUUUGGAAUGACUUCGUCUGGGGCCAUCAUCCUCUCCACAUCGCAAUCAUCAUGCUACCGUGCAACCUUAACCUAAAAGAUGGUCCCACCCUAUCUCCAUAACCUAGCUCCUCCUCUAUGCAAGCAGUCAUAAUCCAAAGAAUAGGUGGAAGAUAUGGACAAGAACGAAAGUGAAUAUCAUAUGAGUUGAAAACGAGUCCAAAGGAUGGCAGUUGAUCAAUGCACACUAGUAUAUCAGAUUUAAUGGUUCUCUCAGUGUAUUAGGAUGAUAGUGAAGGAUGGUGCGAUGAUGUAUAUAUCAUGUCUUGCUUGCCCUCUUCAAGGUGAAAGUUAUCCCUUGUUUGACAAGAACAUCGUGUAUCACACAUUACCACACUCGUCAGUGGCGGAGACAGGCCUGGGGAAACUAUGGCUAUAGCCCUAGGCCUAGCAACAACUUCCCUUAUAAUUCCUUCAUACAAAGUAUAGAAAAUCACAGAAAUUUAUUAGUCAACAUAGUGUAGCCCCAAGCUUAACAUGCUGCUAGCUCCGCCACUAACACUCGUGAUGGUGUUUUGGUGAUUACAUCAUGAAUUAGGUUAAUCUAUUUUUCUUUUUUACUUUUACUUCGAUACACAUUCGGUCUUAUGGUCGAUGACCCUCAUAUUCUUUUGCCUAUUGGCCACAUACCCAAUUCGAUACUAUGGGAUACAAGACAAGCAUGCCACAAACAAAUCUCACAAAGAAAACGAUGAUGUCAAUUCAAAUGCAUAUCUGACCGAUAUAUGUCAUUUUAAACGAUGUAUGUUCUCGAUGUAAUGUUAGGAGAGAGAACACUUGUAAGUAGGGGAUCUACCUUAAUAAAGAGGCUCACAUCGAUGAUUGACCCUCAAACCCCCUCAUACACUGACAAAGGAUGGGGUAGUGCCAUUUCAUUUGGGAUAACCCUUUAUAACUCCUUGCACCCAUAUCCUUAAGGUGUAAAUUGUAAGGCAUAGAUUGAGGGGCUUGGGAUCAUAAUUGUGCAUCUACAUAAGGUCCUACAAGACUCACAAAUUAACACAUGAACUAUGGCAAGGAUAACAUAUAAGAGGGGUCGCAUCCUAACAAGGGGCAUAUGAGCAUAUUCAACAAUCCACACUGACUGAAUAGUUGUCGUGCAGUAAGAGGGAAUGUUCUUGAUUGUCCAGACAAGGAUGUCAUGGUUGGGCAUGCUUGCCCCCCUGUUGGGGUAUGAGGGAUCAAGGAUGCCAUGGUUGGGCAUGCUCUAAGAUAAGCGAAACUGGUGAGAGAAUCCUUAGCGAAACGCUUGGGAUCUCAACAUGGCCAAGAAUAGACACGAAUACACAAACUUGGGAGGGACAUGCAUGAACCCUAUGUCAAGGAUUAGACCUAAUCCACACCGCUCAGAGCUUAUGAACGUCGUCAUGUGUGUAGUUGUGCAUGUAUGUGUAGAUCUUUAUUUUGUAGAGAGUGGGUGCUGAACUCAUUUUUUGUUAUCGUUUUGACAUGACCUUUGCGCUAAUAAAACUCAUUUGAUAAAGCAAUGCAAGUCUUGACUAGGUGUAGGUGGUGAUUUGGUGUGUGUUAGGGUUCUUCUAAUCCCCUAUUAACUGUUAGUUAUGUGUUUCAUUAACAUAAUUGCUCCAUAUAAAUAAAAGUAUUUUUCUAUAUGGGAAGUUUCGUGGCUCUAAGACCACCGGAUUGGGCAAAUUCGACCCCCUAAACGUUCGCGGACGUGUGCAUGCGCCUGCAGACAGCGCCGACCAGCCCUCAUCUGUCCUCCCAGACAACCAUACCCCACAUAUUCAUGCAAAACCAUGAACCUCCAUCACAUAUAUAACAUCACUUUAUCACCAAUUCAACAAUUCGGCAAAGCAAAUAAAUCAACACAUGCCAAAAUAAAAUUUAACCACUCAUAGAUAGGCGAUACAAGAAUGAAUCAUUCUCCUCUCUCUUUGCGGGUUGAUCUCCUUUUUCUUCAUGUGUAGCCCCUUCUUGCUUUCCUCGUUCAAGAGGCUAGCGUCAUGCAAUAUGAUCCUCGGAUCCUCGGUGCCCCUUGCAAGCUUCAACCUCUCUUUGUCGAGCUCAGUUGUUUGUAUUGUCUUCUUCUUUUUAAGCUCCUAUUUUGCACAUUUCUCUUGCUUCCCCAAAUCUAUCUUCCCCCUCUCAAUGCUCAUCUUAUCUUUCACCCUCUCCCGGUCGAACAACAUCAUCUCCCUUUGAACAUCCAAGAAGAUAUUGUACCUCGCCCCUUUUGCUCCUCUUGGGCGUAAAAAAUGCCCAUCACGGACAUUUUGAUUGUCGCACUGUCACACGUGGCCCUCCCCUUCUUCUACUUGUUUCCCACCACCUGCCAAUUCGUCUUUGGCAUGGUUCCUUUUCCGUCCGCUUCUCCACUUUGCUGAUCAUCGUUAACCAGCCCAAUAGAUUGUUGGGAGCUUGAGCCAUUGUUUUUAUUCAACUCCUUGGUGAGGUUUUCAAGCUCUGUAAUGGCGAGUUGCCACUUAGGUUUCACAUUCAAUUUCAACCAACAACGGGGCAAAGUGAAUGGCUUGCCCUUGGUUUGGUUGUACAAAUUGGAUAUAUGCUUGUGGACAACCAAGAUUCACACAACAACACAUCUUCAUGGCUUGUGAAUGCCGAGCCUCUUGCCUUUGCUACCUUUUUAUUUUAGUGCGUGAUAUUUGCACAACAUCAAGGAAUUGGUAUCACCCAAACCAUAAUGCAUAGGCUCUUGACCAUCAUUUACCAUGUUGAUAAAAAAAUAUGCAUCACAUUAAAAUACCAUUCCUAAAUUGAUCCAAUGGUAUGUGCAACAAACAAAGCAAGCAAUACAAUGGCAUAUGGGGCAAAUUGUACCAUGUCUUGGUUGACUACUUCAUCGAACAACACGUGGGCAUGCCCGAUGUUGGCUUUAUCCGCUGCCUUUGGAGUUGCACUGAGCAGUACACCGUGUCCGCAAUGGCAUCUUCCAACGUCCAGCCAUCCAAGAUGGCCCAUUCGGAUGUUGGAACGGAGUUGGGAACGCCAGACAACUUGUUCCCUCUCGCGAGUAGGUAGGAUGACGCGGAGGCAAUCGCAAGACCAGACGCGCCUAAGUCCAUCUCUAUGACCUCUUUCUCCGUAGGUUCCUUCUUUGUAGCUUCUCAGACGCGCUGCCAAGAGCAUCGCUUCCUCUGGGAGAUGUUCUCCGCCUUGCAAGCAGCGACAGUCGGGAGCGCCACAAACUUCGCCGAGCUAUCAUCCAUGGCGGCGGUGGGAACCAAGGCCCUUAGUGUCGAGGUCGGACAACUAGCGAGGACGACGACGCAGAUGGAGAGCAAGGGUGGGGGGAGGGCGACAGCUUAGACGAGGGAAAUGGAGCACAGUCGUGUGCGUAGUGUGGUUGAUUUGGUGGACUUGAUCAAUUUCGAGCGAAUUUGGGGUAGGUCCGACCUGUCGUACGUGUCGGACGUUCCAUAUCCCACCCGCAUAUGGGUUAGAUUUGAGAGAUGCCGGACAACCCGAACAUUUGGGCUGUCUUUCAGGGAUCCGAUUGGAUGACGUUUUUCGGUCCGGGCAAUGACCGGGUUAUCCGCACGUUCGAGAGUGAGUGUCCGGUUGUAGAUGCUCCACCAGCUCAUUUGCUUUAAGUGACCAGUAGAAUACUGAAACAACAGGAGUAGAAAAUGAUUGGAAGCCCAUCAAGAACCUUUUCAAUAUGAACAGGCGGAGGCAAUCACAGGAAACACGUGGAAGGUGGACUACACAUGAUUCCAUGUAUUCGGCCACGACCUCGCCAUGACCAUCGUUGGACCUUGAACAGAGAACAACACCGUCGCCGUCGAUGCACACAUGCCACAACACGAUAGAUAUGUUAGUUAAAUGAGAGAUCCCAAUAGUGCUACCACAACAUCGACUAAAAUAACACGUUGUCAUAUUCAACACACAGUUGCUGACACUAGCACCAGCAACUCGUCGAGCAGCCGAAACUUCAGCGAAAGCGUGUGCAAGUGUCGCUAGAAGACUACGGUCCAGGCCCGGUCCGUACUCGUUUAAGAAGUCUCUACUCGUCGUCUGCCGUUCAAGCAUUUUACCGUGGACAGCAUGUUCCCCGGUCGCUGGCUACGUGGCUCUGCUUCUGGUUCACCGUUCACACUGGCAGGAUUCUCUUGUUCAAUGCAAUCUACUCGUCAUUGAAAUUUUCCUCUCUUUGGUUUCCCAUCUGGGAGAAAUCUUUGAUUCUAGAUGCAUGUCUUCAGCCUGCAUAUAUAAUAAUACUAUGUCAGAUGAGUAGUUAUGGUAUGAGAAUAAUAUUGUUUUUGGCACAUGGCCUUUCUAGCAGAUGUUUUGCAUUUAUUAUUAUGAACUGUCCUCAUGGAUGCUUAAGCUCCAAAUACCUCUGUUUAACUUGGAAUCCUGCUAAUUUUUUUCCAGAAUGUCCUAAAUUAUACAUAAAUUUAAAAUAUCUAAAUCAUCAUUUUAGAUUGCAUUCUUGUUGGCCCUAAUCCCAAGCCCGAGCUUAGC
Triticum dicoccoides is the source of this 5429-nucleotide messenger RNA. RefSeq lists its product as uncharacterized. Bases 282 to 602 code for a protein of 106 amino acids. Lineage: Eukaryota; Viridiplantae; Streptophyta; Magnoliopsida; Poales; Poaceae. The record is from RefSeq and is a predicted model, not a curated record. The transcript is spliced from 4 exons.